AGCCACUACAACACAAAACACACCUCAGUCGGUUUACUGUGGUAGUGAACCAGCCGGCGGUCAACACCAUUUUACAGUCAUCAUUUUUUAACGAAAUCAUCUGUUCUUCUUCCUAAUCGGAUACUCUUUUGAUCACACUAACUAUAUAACGGCAAAGAGCGUGUUUUGUAUUACAUUUGUGAAGAACUCUUUACACCUGCCUUUGUUAGCAAGUUAGCCUCGCGAGACUCUUCUGUCCAUCGCGAGCUCCCCAUUAUUUAUUCGUUCCGUGAUUUAUUUUUUAGUUCGUUUCAUUUUUUUUUUCAGUCAGACAGCGGUUGUAGCUAAACCUGUGCUAACAGAGCAGCUCUUUGUUCGUGGCUCGGAAAAGACCCACAUCAGCACCGCCUUGCAGUGAUGAUGAGGGUGAUGAUGGUGAUGAAGAGGAGACAGAGCUGAGUGUGUGUGGUUGUGUUGCAUUCACUUUGGGAGUGGAAAGGACCCCCCUCCCCCACACACACUGCAUCCAUGUUUUCCCCCGACCAGGAAAACAUCUCCACGUCCUCAACCAAAGUGCCAGUCAAAUAUGGAGAACUCAUUGUGCUCGGGUAUAAUGGCGCUCUACCCAACGGGGACCGUGGCAGAAGAAAGAGCCGGUUCGCACUCUUCAAGAGGCCCAAAUCCAAUGGUGUCAAACCCAGCACAGUACACGUAGCCUGCACCCCACAGGCAGCCAAGGCCAUAAGCAACAAGGAUCAGCACAGUAUUUCCUACACUCUGUCCCGAGCACAGACAGUUGUGGUGGAGUACACUCAAGACAGCAAUACAGACAUGUUUCAGAUUGGCCGCUCAACUGAGAGUCCAAUAGAUUUUGUGGUGACCGACACAGUUCCCGGAAGUCAAAGUAAUUCAGACACCCAGUCAGUUCAGAGCACCAUCUCUCGCUUUGCGUGCCGGAUCAUGUGCCAGCGAUCGCCCCCUUACACCGCCCGCAUCUACGCUGCUGGAUUCGACUCUUCCAAGAACAUCUUUCUAGGGGAGAAGGCAGCGAAGUGGAGGACAUUGGAUGGACAGAUGGAUGGUCUGACAACUAACGGUGUAUUAGUAAUGCAUCCUCGCCUUGGUUUUACGGAGGACUCAAAACCUGGUGUGUGGAGAGAGAUUUCGGUUUGUGGAAAUGUGUUCACCUUGAGAGAGACCCGCUCGGCCCUGCAGCGAGGGAAAAUGGUCGACAAUGAGACUCAAGAGUUAGUGGACGGCUCUCUGAUCGAUCUCUGUGGAGCAACACUCUUGUGGCGUACAGCUGAGGGCCUGUCCCACACUCCCACCGUCAAACACCUUGAGGCGCUCCGGCAGGAGCUGAACGCUGCUCGUCCCCAGUGCCCUGUGGGUUUCAACACCCUCGCCUUCCCCAGCAUGCGCAGGAAGGACAUCGUGGACGAGAAGCAGCCCUGGGUCUACCUGAACUGCGGCCACGUUCACGGCUAUCACAACUGGGGGAACCGCGAUGCAGAACGAGAUGGAAGAGAGGGGAGGGAACGUGAAUGUCCAAUGUGCCGUGCUCGUGGGCCGUACGUGCCGCUUUGGCUGGGCUGCGAGGCAGGCUUUUAUUUGGAUGCAGCCCCGCCCACUCAUGCAUUUAGUCCUUGUGGUCACGUUUGCUCUGAAAAAACAGCAGCGUAUUGGAGUCAAAUCCCCCUCCCCCACGGAACGCACACCUUUCAUGCCGCAUGUCCUUUCUGUGCCCAGCAGCUCAACGGUGAGCAGGGAUACAUCAGACUGAUCUUCCAGGGGCCGGUGGACUAAACACACCUUCCUAUGACCUUUUACCCAAGUUGCCCCAUAGCCUGCACUGCUAAUGACAAAGAUAUGCAAGGCUUGCUCUCUAACUCUCUCUUUCUCUACUGUUGCUUUUCUUUUAUAAGCGCUGACUCAAGACUGUUUUUUUUUUUCUCCUCUGGUUUGUAAGUGACCUUUUAUACUGCUUUUUCGAAUACCGAAAAGACAAAGAAAUAUAUAUUUUCAAAUAAAAAUAAAAGCAAAAAAUAAAACCGAAUAGACCUAUUCAAAACAGCAGAGCACAUGCACACCCAUUUUUGAGAGUUCUGAUUGGGUGGCUCUGUUCUUCAUUUCAAGUGGUGGGCGACGUGACCGUCACAGUUGAUGAUGUGUAGUGUUUAUUUGCAGUAAUACUCAGCAUUAGAGAUGCAGUACACCAUCCUUGUGUGUUUAUAACGAGCUAACAAAAGAUUCUAUUUACUUAUUACUCAUCAUUCAUUCAAUAAUUCACAGCAUUUCACAAAGCAAAUACAUUAUACUGCAUAAAGUUGUUUUCCAUAGUCUGAUAUGUCUAACUUAAAAAUAAAUACUUGUUAAUGUUUUUUUUAUUUAUAUACAAUAUCCAUUUUUAUCAAAGAUAAAAUUAUAGUUGUGUUUUUGGGAAGUUCUAUGUAGCUGGGUUUUUGUAUGUCUGUUUAUCAUCUAUCUAUCUAUCUCUCUCAUCUUUUCCACCUUCCACAUGUAGCUUUGGCUAGCUUUCAGAUUUUUGCUCUUCUGUAGUUUGUCCACAUUUAUAAAGGUAACAAGAUUUAUGUAAGUGUGGAAUCUUUUUUGCAAUAGUGAACCCGUUAAGUCAUGCUCAUAGAAAAUUCUGGCUGAGCUCCAGAAAACUCCAGAGGCCUAAAAGUCUUCACCUCCCUUUAAGCACAGGCCAAAACCACAUGCACUGUCAGUGAAUGUUUGUGUAUGUUGUAUGUGCGUAAGGUCUUGUCUUAAAGGAACAGUUUACCCAAAAGUAAAAAUUCUCUCAUCAUUCACUCAUCCUCAUGCCAUCCCAAAAUUGUGUAACUUACUUUCUUCUGCAGAACACAAAGUUUUUUAGAAACAUUUCUCCGCUCUGUAGGUCCAAACAAUGUGACCAAAUACACCAAAAAGCACAUAAAGGCAGCAUAACAGUAAUCCAUACGACUCCAGUGGUUUAAUCCAUCUCUUCUUAAGCGAUAAAAUCUGUUUUGGGUGAGCACAGACCCAAAUGUAACUCCUCUUUAACUUUAAAUCUUGACAUAAGCAGUCUCCUUGUCAAUCAGGAUUUCAAACCUGAAUUAUUCUUCCUAGCGCUCUGCGCAUGCAUCAAGCACUAAGAAGUGUAAUCUAUCUUGAAAUCAUGAUCGUGCAUAGAGACUACAAUGUCAAGAUGUACAGUGAAAAAGGUGUUACAUUUUUGUCUGCUCUCAUCUAAACCAAUUUGAUAACUUAAGAAGACAUGGAUUAAAUCACUGGAGAUUAAUUUUAUGCUGCCUUGAUGUGCUUUUUGGAACUUCAAAUUUCAGGCCACCAGUCACUUGCAUUGUUUGGACCUACAGAGCUGAGAUAUUCUUCUAAAAACCUUUUUUGUGUUCUGCAGAAGAAAGUAAGUCAUACACAUCUGUGAUGGCAUGAGGGUGAGUAAAGGAAUAGUGGGAACUCCGUUCAAAGUUUGUUCUUUUUGCAGGAGCAGCACUUGACUGCUCUCAUCCCUUUUGCCUAGUUCACUUUUGCCAUUCAGUGCUUUGAACGAGUUUUGAUUCACUUUGUACCCAACAUCUACUGGGAGCAUGGUUCCAGUAGAACAAAGGGUAAUCUCUCCUCUUUCAAAUUAAAAUAGAUUAAAGGUGGAUAUUAUUUUUAAGAAUUGGAUUAAGGAUUUAAGAAGUGGAUAUUAUUUUUGAGUUUUUUUUCUGCUUGUACACUGUAUGGAGAUCAUUGAUCCUGUUGCAAGCAACUUCAGUUCCCCUUGAAUUGACCUCCGUGUAAGAGUAUGCUAAUAUAUUUGUAUUUGUAAAUGUAUGUAAUGUUUAAUUAUGUAUUGUGCAUACAGUUGUAUGUACAGUACUGUGGGAAUGUGUAAAAUGUACUAUACUAUUUCUUGUGACGUGUAAGAACCUGGAGAGCUUAUAUUGAGUCCAAUAGGUUGAAAAUUUCAGAACUCUUUCAAUUGGAUUCUGGAUUUCUCUCUUGUUGUGGAGUCCAGUUUGAAUUUCCAGAGAUUCAGUUCUUGCUGUUCUGAAGAGCACUUAUACAGCAUACUGGUGCACUGUUCACCUCAGGGACUUUCCUCUAUCCUGACCACCUGGGCACAUGUUCAUUAAAUAUUCCAGACCAGAUGGCUGAUCUUGGAUCUGUAUGUGGGAGAUCCUAAAGGGAUAGUUUACUAAAAAAAAAAUGACAAUUCUAUUGUGAUUUACUCUGUCAUUCCAAACCUGUAUGACUUAAUUCUUCUCUGGAACACAAAAGGAGAAAAUCUGAAGUCUGUUCGCUCUCAUGUAGGAAUGGGGACUGAAGAUUUUAAGAUUCAAAGGACACCACUCGAGUGCUAUUAUUCAGGGAUGCAAACUACUCACCUUUCAGUCACCUUUUCUGAAGCUUAUAUGUCCAAAUUGUUUGGUUACAUUUUCACAUUUCUUUCUUAUUAGAAUCACUUGAAAGGGUUACUUUAAGCUAACACGAAAAGCUUUAAAUACAGCAAACAAAUCAACUGAAAAUAUACAUCUGGGACACCUGCUAAGACUUUCUCAUCUUUUUCAACUUGAGUUUGUAUCCCUGCUAUUUCUGAGGUCUUCUGAAGCCAAAUGAUAGCAAAUUCACUAUCAUAUAAUCUAAGCCAUUAUACACUGAGUAAAUAACGACAGACUUUUCAUAUUUGGUUGAGCUGUUCUUUUCACCACAUCAUGCCAAAAGCAAAUCUGAAACUUGAUCACACCACAGACAUAUUUGUCAUUGUGUUCCUCUUUUUCAAAUGGCAAAUUUUCCUCCAUCUCAUCCCAUGUGAGCCUUUUUCCCAGUAAACGCUAGAUUUUAGUGAUACAUUUAAAGGGCAAUGCACGUUUGUCUGCAGAGACAUCGUGUGUAAAGGGCUUUCAUUUUCUGUUGAUUUGUCCUGUUUUUAUUUGUUUAACCAGUCUGCAUGAUCCUAGUCUUAAGCAUGUGUGUGUUUGUGUGAGAGAGAGUGUGUCCUUGUGUUCUGAAAAAAAUAAAGAAUGCUUAAAAGGCAAAUGAUGAGAGUGUUUCUGAUCUACAAUUUUUUUGUACCAAAUUAAAAUAAAGUACUGAUGAAGAAAAACAAAUUAAAGGUUUCAUAGAU
Messenger RNA from Xyrauchen texanus (razorback sucker), 5098 nucleotides. RefSeq names its product E3 ubiquitin-protein ligase pellino homolog 1. Gene Ontology annotation, molecular function: protein binding; ubiquitin protein ligase activity. The record is from RefSeq and is a predicted model, not a curated record. NCBI's taxonomy places the organism in Eukaryota, Metazoa, Chordata, Actinopteri, Cypriniformes, Catostomidae. Gene Ontology annotation, biological process: regulation of Toll signaling pathway; protein K48-linked ubiquitination. Bases 508 to 1785 code for a protein of 425 amino acids. The transcript is spliced from 7 exons.